AUGUGCGGAAUUUUUGCUGUACACAACGUCGAGAACCCGAGCGCAGAGCGCCCGAGGUUUAUUGCGAUGAGCAAGCGUCAGCGCCAUCGCGGCCCGGACUGGUCGGGCUGCUUCUGCGGCCGGAGAUCGGUGCUCGUGCAUGAACGUCUCGCAAUCGUUGGCGUCGUCUCUGGCGCUCAGCCGAUCACUGGCGAGGACAGCAAAAUCGCUCUCUGCGUCAACGGCGAGAUCUACAACCACUAUGAUCUGCGCGCCGAGUUCAGCGAGUACAACUUCAAGACGCAUUCGGACUGCGAAGUCAUCAUCCCGAUGUACAAGAAAUACGGCAAGGAGCUGUGCUCGAAACUCGACGGCAUGUUUUCCUUCGUUUUGCUGGACGAGUCCGUGAACCCGCCUCGCAUCAUCGCCGCACGCGACCCUAUCGGCAUCACCACACUCUACCAGGGCUGGAGCUCCAAGACGCCCGGCGCCACCUACUUCGCGUCUGAGCUCAAGUGCCUUGUCGACGAGUGCGACAAGAUCAUCUCUUUCCCGCCGGGACACAUCUACGACUCGGCCGACGACUCCACAACGCGCUAUUACUCGCCAUCAUGGUGGGACGGCGACGCGGAUGGCGCCGCACGCCCGACGCAGCCUGCCGAUCUCAAGCUCGUCCGCGAGACGCUCGAAUUUGCCGUCAAGAAGCGCCUUAUGUCCGAAGUGCCAUACGGUGUUUUGCUGUCCGGCGGACUCGACAGCAGUCUCAUUGCCGCCAUCGCUGCACGUGAAACAGAAAAGGUCGCUCAUGCGCAGUGGGAGUUGAAGCAAAAGGGGAUGGCGCAGUCUGGUGCACCCGCCGAGCUGCUUGAGGAAGCACGCCUCGCGACGUGGCCUCAGUUGCACUCGUUCUCAAUUGGUCUGGAGGGCUCGCCUGACCUCUUGGCGGCAAGGAAAGCAGCAGACUUCCUAGGGACAGUACAUCACGAGUAUGUCUUCACUGUGGAGGAGGGUCUGGACGCAAUACCGGAGGUUAUCCAUCAUCUUGAGACCUUCGAUGUUACGACGGUGCGCGCAAGUACACCGAUGUACUUGUUGAGCCGCAAGAUCAAGGCGAUGGGUGUGAAGAUGGUGUUGUCCGGCGAGGGCUCGGACGAGAUCUUCGGUGGUUACCUCUACUUCCAUGCGGCACCUGAUGCGGACUCCUUCCACCAAGAACUCGUACGCCGCGUCAAAAACCUGCACACAGCCGACUGUCUGCGCGCCAACAAGUCGACCAUGGCAUGGGGCCUCGAGGCGCGCGUACCCUUCCUCGACAAGGCGUUCUUGGACGUCGCCAUGACCAUCGACGCAAAAGAAAAGAUGUUCUCCAAGGGUGUCGCUCAGACAAAAGACGCGGACGGCCGUCCACACAUGGAGAAGUACAUCCUGCGCAAAGCGUUCGACUGCGCGCCGGACGGCAAACCAUAUCUCCCCGACGAGAUCCUCUGGCGCCAGAAGGAGCAGUUCUCGGACGGUGUCGGGUACUCGUGGAUCGACGGAAUGAAGGACCAGGCCGCGCGCGUUGUCUCCGAUGAGGCACUGGCGAAGGCCGCGGAACGCUGGCCUGAAAGCACGCCUGAUACGAAGGAGGCGUACUGGAUCCGCGAGAUCUUCGACCAGUACUUCCCGUCUGAGGCAGCUGCGAAGACGGCUGUGCGCUGGAUCCCUCGUGGCGAUUGGGGGUGCGCACCGGAUCCUAGCGGACGUAGUGUCAGCAUUCACAACUCUGCGUACGACGGCAAGGCGGAGUAG
Molecule: messenger RNA, 1770 nt
Organism: Peniophora sp. CBMAI 1063
Lineage: Eukaryota; Fungi; Basidiomycota; Agaricomycetes; Russulales; Peniophoraceae
Source: the annotation of a GenBank genome assembly